This is a messenger RNA of Elgaria multicarinata webbii, 2052 nucleotides long. Its product is annotated as vomeronasal type-2 receptor 26-like. Gene Ontology annotation, cellular component: plasma membrane. The transcript has 4 exons. The record is from RefSeq and is a predicted model, not a curated record. Lineage: Eukaryota; Metazoa; Chordata; Lepidosauria; Squamata; Anguidae. Bases 1 to 2052 code for a protein of 683 amino acids. Gene Ontology annotation, molecular function: G protein-coupled receptor activity. Gene Ontology annotation, biological process: G protein-coupled receptor signaling pathway.
AUGUACCAGAUGGUCCCAAAUGAAUCACGUCAGUACUUGGGGGUUGUCCGGUUACUUCAGCACUUUGGGUGGACAUGGGUUGGACUCUUGGCUGUGGAUGAUGAUUAUGGGGACAAGUUUUUGCAGACAGUGGUACCACUCCUUUCUCAGAAUAGUAUCUGCUAUGCAUACAUACUUCGAUUACCAAAACGGACUUAUGUGGAUGAUUAUACAGACUUGCUUUUAAACCUGCUACAACAUUAUUCAGUUCUCAUGGGGAAAAAAUCCAGUGCAUGUUUUGUACAUGGAGAACCUCCAUCUUGGCAGAAUUUGAGAAUAAUGCUCUUCUUAGCACCACUUUUUUCAUUGCCGCCCCUGGGUAAAGUGUGGAUUGCAACAUCCCAAUGGGAGUUUCAAGCCCUGUCUAUUCAAAAAUUGUGGGAUAUGCAGAAUUUCCAUGGUGCCAUAGCCUUCAUGGUUCACUCAAACCAGCCACAUGGAUUCCAGGAAUUUCUUCACACUGUAAAGCCUAACUGGACAAAAGGAGACAAUUUUAUUCAGAAUUUCUGGGAGCAGGCUUUUAGCUGUCCAUUAAAAAUCCCCAGUGUGAAUGUAGAGGACAAGGAAUUCUGCUCUGGGGAUGAAAAGUUGGAGAGCCUUCCUAGUACUUUCUUUGAAAUGAACAUGACUGGCCAUAGUUAUAACAUCUACAAUGCUGUCUAUGCUGUUGCACAUGCUUUGCAUGCCAUCUAUGAAUCCAGAAGAAGACGGGUGGAGAGAAGGAGAUGGGCAAUUCAGAAUGUACAACCAUGGCAGUUCCAUCAUUUUCUAAGGAGCAACUUGUUCAACAACAGUGCUGGAGAUACUGUGACUUUUGAUGAGAAUGGGGAAUUAGUAGCUGGUUUCGAUGUUACGAACUUGGUUACAUUCCCAAAUAACUCUUUUGUUAGAGUAAAAGUUGGAAGACUUGAACCUUGGGGUCCUCCAGGGAAAGAGUUGAACCUUGAUGACAAUCAAAUUCAGUGGCAUAGAAACUUUAACCAGGUGCUGCCCCUUUCUGUGUGCAAUGAUAACUGCUAUCCAGGCUACAGCAGAAAAAAGAAGGAAGGAGAGACAUUUUGCUGCUAUGAUUGCAUUCCCUGUCCAGAAGGGAUGAUCUCAGACAAGAAAGAUAUGGAUGCCUGUAUCAAAUGUCCAGAAGAUCAAUAUCCUAAUAAGAACCAAAAUCAAUGCAUUUCCCGUGCUCUGAGCUACUUAUCUUACAACGAAACUUUAGGGAUCAUAUUUAAUAUAUUGGCUAUUUCUUUCUCUUUGAUUACAACUGCAGUGCUUGGAAUGUUUAUCAAGCACAAGGAUACCCCCAUAGUCAAAGCCAACAACCAGAACCUCAGCUACGUCCUCCUCAUCUCCCUCCUUCUUUGUUUCCUCUCAUCCCUGCUGUUCAUUGGACGGCCUGAAAAGAUUACCUGCCUUCUACGACAAACAGCUUUUGGCACCGUCUUCUCUGUGGCCCUUUCCUCUGUGUUGGCAAAGACCAUCACUGUGGUUCUGGCAUUCAUGACAACCAAGCCAGGUUCUAGAAUGAGGAAAUGGAUGGGGAAAAGACUGGCAAGUUCUCUUGUCCUUUCUGGCACCUUUAUCCAAGCAGGCAUUUGUACAAUUUGGCUAAGUACUUCUCCUCCAUUCCCAGAUCUGGACAUGCACUCACUGAAGGGCAAAAUCAUAGUGGAAUGUAAUGAAGGCUCAGCUGUCAUGUUUUCCUGUGUCUUGGGUUACAUGGGCUUCCUGGCCAUUGCCAGCUUCACCGUGGCUUUUCUGGCCAGGAAGUUGCCAGAUACUUUCAAUGAAGCCAAGUUUAUCACUUUCAGCAUGUUGAUCUUUUGCAGUGUUUGGUUCUCCUUUGUUCCAACAUACCUGAGCUCGAAAGGAAAAUACAUGGUAGCUGUGGAAGUCUUCUCUAUCUUAACCUCCAGUGCUGGCUUACUGGGUUCUAUUUUUUCCCCUAAAUGCUUUGUCAUCAUACUGUGGCCUCAGCUAAACCAGAAGGAACAUUUGACAAGGAGACAAAAGUAA